AGGCCUUUCCUCAUCUCGGAGGCGGAACCGGAAGCGCGAGGACGCGGUGCCCGUCAUGGUGGCCGCCUGGCCCGCGGGUCGGGCUUCCCCAGCGGCGGGGCCUCCGGGCCUCCUUCGCACUCUGUGGCUCGUGACGAUCGCCGCGGGACAUUGGGGGGCUGCUGCCUCCGGCGCGGUCGGGAGCGAGGAGACGCCCAAGUGUGAGGACCUCAGAGUGGGACAAUAUAUUUGUAAAGAACCAAAAAUAAACGAUGCUACACAAGAACCAGUUAACUGUACAAACUACACAGCUCAUGUUCCAUGUUUUCCAGCACCCAACAUAAUUUGUAAAGAUUUCAGCGGUAAUGAAACACAUUUUUCUGGAAAUGAAGUUGGUUUUCUCAAGCCCAUAGCUUGCCGAAAUGUAAAUGGCUAUUCAUACAAAGUGGCAGUUGCGUUAUCUCUUUUUUUGGGAUGGCUGGGAGCAGAUCGAUUUUACCUCGGAUACCCUGCAUUAGGCUUGCUAAAGUUUUGCACUGUGGGAUUUUGUGGAAUUGGGAGCCUAAUUGAUUUCAUUCUUAUUUCAAUGCAGAUUGUUGGACCUUCAGAUGGAAGUAGUUACAUUAUUGACUAUUAUGGAACCAGACUUACAAGACUCAGCAUUACUAAUGAAACAUUUAGAAAAACACAGUUCUACCCAUAAGUGUUUGAGAAGAGGAUCAGAUUUGAGCCUCCUUGAUUUCCAUAGAGAGCCCCAUAUAUGUGGAAUUCCAGAUUUUCCUUUUCCUUAAGUACCACUUUUGGGUGUGGAUGAUAUUUUGGUGUGUGCUCAAUUUUGAUUUGUUGAUUUAGCUAAAAGUAUUAUUCCUAGAUUUAUUUAAUAGUCUGUCUCAAAAAUCAGUAUAAUAGUUUUUCGUGGGCUUCUGUCUCUAUGAGAUAGCGACCCUAUUCCUGUUACUGUUAUUGUUUUACUGUACUGUCCUUUACAUGUCACGUGUCAUUUUUAUUUGUGAAAAAUAAAAAUUAUAACUUAUUGACAUUUUAUUCCCCUGUUAUUAAGAAAACCUUCUUAUCAUCAAACAAAACUGUCUUCCACAUUGUGAUCCUUUGAAGCAGUCAGUUCAUGGUGUGAACAAGCAGGGUUCAUACUGGUUGGGGCUACAGUGUCCUAUGUGUUGGCCCACUGGGAUGCUGCAGCUUUUAGUUCUGUGUUGUGUGAUGCCCUGGGAGCUGAGGAUCAUCGGUCCAGGGACUGGGAGGCACGUGGAUACUUCUUGUCUCUGAGAUGUGAAUUUUGUCUAUUUUGCUUGGAGAGUGACACACCAGCUAUGGAAGGCCAGGUAUGACUACUCCAGCUCACUGCAGUUACAGCUGACACUGGGUGAACUGGUGGGAGCGCCAACUAGAACUAGAUGAUGGCUGUCCGCCAUCUGUAAACACUGCCAGGCAGGUGCCAGCACACUGGGCUCUGAAGGAAGCAGCCCCUGUGUUUUGGCGCCCAGUUUUCUUACCGUGUAAGAGGGGCUUUAAGAAGAUGAAAACCAGCUGGGUGGUGGUGGCACACACCUUUAAUCCUAGCACUCAGAAGGUAGAGGCAAGAGAUCUCUGAGUUUGAGGCCAGUCUGGUCUACAGAGUGAGUUUUAGGACAGCCAGGACUACACAGAAGCCCUAUCUCAAAAACAAACAAAUAAAAAACAAAACAAUAAACAAACAACUACAACCAAAAAAGGGGAUGAAAAGGUUACCUUGAUUUCUGCAUGAACAUUGUUGUCAUUAAUUUGACUGGGAGAGCUAAUAUUUGCAUUUUUUUUUUAAAGGCAGAAUAUCACAGCCCAGGUUGGCCUUGAACCUACUGUGUAGUCCAGGAUGACCUUGAAGAUGUAAUACACCUGCCUCCACCUCCCAAGUGUUAGGAUGAUCAUAUCCACCAUCAUACCCAGUUUGUGUGGUGCUGGGGAUCAAGCCAGGUCUUCAUGUAUGUAGACGGGUACUCUACCUGCUGGGCUACAUUCCUCGACCCCAAAGCAGGCACGUCUCAAAGUGUCUGUUUAAAUACACUGUAUUACAAAGAGUUAUUGACUUUCUUUUCAGUGCACUUCCAUGACAAGAACACUUUUGUCCAUUUCUCUGUUGCAUUAUAUAUGAAAUGUGUUUACAGAUGUUUCUUCUGUUACUCAUUUUUAUUCUCUUCAUCAGUUUUUCCUUUUGUCAAGCGUUUCAUCAUAACUGUCUAUUAGUAUGUAUGAAUUUUAUAUGAUUACCCUAGCUUUUAAAGUAGUAGGCAGAAUUAUGAGGUUCAUUUACUCCUAAUCCCUCAAGGGUAAAUGGAAUAAACCCCUUCCGUCCUGCAGAAACAUCUAGUGCCCUGUAGUGGUCAUUUACAGAUGCACCUGAAAGGGUUAAUGCUGUUUCCAGGAGUAACUGUACCCAGACACUUUGUUCUUAGUCCCAGCUUUUGCUUCUAUUAUAGAAGGCCAAGUCUAUAAUAAGACCAAGGUAAUUUAUAAGACGCAGAAGUCACUUUUUCACAGUGCUGGGGGCUUGGAAAUUGAAUAUUGAGGUGCUGAACUGUAUCAUGACAUGGCAGGGAGAGAACAAGUAAACGAACUCAGGUUUCCCACCCUCCUGACUUCAUGAUCCCUACUAUACCCCAAAGGCUUUACCAAUAUACUACCAUAUAUACUAUCCAUACUCUACCAAGUAAGUGAGUUUAGGGAUGAAUUAAAGUGAUAAGACCACAUAAAUAAACUAAAGCGCCUUCUUAGAGAUGUCACAGACUUAGAUCUCAGCCAGCAUUUAUUCACAGGUCCACAAAGAUUGUCAGAAAUAUACAUUUAUGAGCAUGGUUUGUUUUACACAAAAUUUUUUUCCCUCUCUUCUUUCCUUCCUUCCAUACACUGUCCGUCCAUCUGCUGUCUGCCUGGCUGCCCUCCCUUCCUUCAUCCCCUCCAAGUCCUGCAUACCCACCAGGGUCUUGUGCAUGCUCGGUGAGCACUGUGCCCUUGAGCUGCAUCCUUAGAUCUUCCCACCUUAUUUUAACCUAAAUGCUUAAGAACAUGUCAAGUAGUUUGUUAGGCACCCAGAAAGCUAAAGAAUUUGUUUCUUUUAGGAAUUUCAUUGUAUUAUACGGAGCUACUGGAGGCCAUCUUCAUUGCAAAUCUGCAAUGUACUUUAAGCUUAUUUUCCCCACAACCACUGCCCUGACCACGUCACUCCCUUCCGUUAGUUCUCUGUUUCUCUGGUCUAGUGGUUCUCAAUGCUGUGGCCCUUUAAUACAGUUCCUCACGUUGUGGUGACCCUUACCCAUAAAGUUAUUUUCAUUGCUACUUCAGUACUAAUUUUGCUACGGCUAUGAAUCAUGAUGUGAAUCUGUUUUCCGAUGGUCUCAGAUGACCCUGUGAAAGGGCUCUUCAAUCUGGGGUCACGACCCACAGGUUGAGAAACCGCUGCUCCAGAUGGUGUCUCAUCUGUACAUAGAGAAAAUGUGAGCUCUGUUUUUUAAAUUUAAUCCUUGUGUGUGUUGUUUUUGUAUGUGUGGUGUGUCUGUGGGUGUCUGCACACCACGUGCGUGCAGAGGACAGGGUAAGACGCUGUGUAUUCUGUAUAGCUCCCUGCCCUUUUGCUUUGGGACGGGCUGUCACUGAACCGGAAGCUCGCUGUUAUGUCAGAAGAUCUUUGGUCCUAGUGUGGGGUUGCUGGACUCAAGUCUAUGUCCCACUGUGCUGGAGGUUCCAGGACAGGUCCUCGUGCUCUCAGAGGAAGCCACCUCUCCAGCCUCCCAGUCCUCCUGGUUGUAAGGAUCCCACAUUUCCCCACACACUACUUCUCUGUUUAUGUACAUCCAGGCUGGUUCCCUGACCGAGCUGUUGUGAACAGAGCUGCAGUAAAAUGGGUGUGUGCUUUUCCUUGUGAUUUGCUGACGUGGGAUUUCUGAGUAGUACUUGGGGGUGGUGUAGCUGUGUCAUAUAGCAGGCCUAUUUUUAAUUUGUGGGGAGUCUCCAUAUCGAUUUCCACAGUGGACUCACUUAUAUUCCCAUCAGUGGGUAAGGGCUGCUUUUUGUCCACAUCCUCACCAUCUUUAGUUGUUUGUUUGUUUGUUUUUAUGACUGCUAAAGCAUCUUAUAGCAAGAAACCAGCAAGGGGGAAAGUGAGUUCUGAAAAACCAGGCCUCUCUUUCAAAAGGCGCAUGCCCAGGGCUGCCCUGUGUUUCUUCCCUCCGCAGGCAUUAGCCAGCAACCCUUGCGCUUUUUCACAACUAUUCGCAAAACUGAUGCAUCUGCUGAAGAACUUUGGAAAACACUGUUUCUGCUAGUUUGUUAUGCAUGCUUAUACAUUUUUCUCACAGAUGAUACACUGCACACUUUUAUGACAGCUUCACCUUGUAAAAAAUUUUUUGUCUCAAUAUUUUUAUUUGUAUUUUGUUUACAUUUAUAUUUAAAUAAAGAUAUAUAUUGCAUUUAUUUUAUCUUA
This is a messenger RNA of Chionomys nivalis (European snow vole), 4450 nucleotides long. It is a transcript of the gene Tm2d1, whose product is annotated as TM2 domain containing 1. Lineage: Eukaryota; Metazoa; Chordata; Mammalia; Rodentia; Cricetidae. Gene Ontology annotation, biological process: apoptotic signaling pathway. The record is from RefSeq and is a predicted model, not a curated record. Gene Ontology annotation, molecular function: G protein-coupled receptor activity; amyloid-beta binding. Bases 56 to 682 code for a protein of 208 amino acids. The transcript is spliced from 7 exons.